UUGGAUUGCCAAUGUUAUGAGGCUACAAGGACGGCGGCUGCUGAGCUGUGUGCGGGUGGCGAUGGUAGUUUGGAUGUCAGGGACAGUCCUAUGUGUGUACCUGCUGCAGUCUGACCACCAAGCUGACCUCCCUCCGCCAAUCCACACACACACCAUGAACAUACCACUGAAUUGUUCGUCAGGAGUACGGUUUACUGGGACAUUUAAAGAGAAUCUGCAAAAACUUGAAAAGAUCACAAUUCCGUCAUCUGAACCAUGGCUGGAACGUCUUGGCUUCAACACGAGAAUGACAUCGCGUGUUAGGUCGUCGUUUCCGGUUCUAGUAACGGCUGCGAGCUCGUCCCACUUCCUGAUCUCGCAGGGUCUCGUGAGAAGUGUCCAGGAAAAAGUGCUCACUAAGUAUCCGGCUGUGCAGCUCUUCUACUUUGACCUUGGCCUCAGACCGGAGGAAAAGAACUUGCUAAGACGCAACUGCAAAGAGUGCAUUAUGCGGUCGUUUCCAUUCAACAAGGUUCCAAAACACGUCGCCAACUUAUACAGCUAUGCAUUUAAACCAAUUAUAGUCAACCUGAUGUAUAAGGAGCACGGGCACGUGUGGUGGCUGGAUGCGUCAGUUCGACUGGUAACGGACGAGCUGCUGAUGCCGCUCAGAUACCUCCGGGAGACCGGCAUCCUCUUCUUCACGUACGGCUCCAGUCUGAACGUGGCCCUACACACACACGGUGACAUGUUCCGUUACUUCUCCGAAGACCCGUGCAAUUAUAAAUCCUAUGGUGAGGUGGAGGCGGGGAGCAUUAUGUUCAGGAGGAGUCAUGUGACGGACGUCGUGCUUCGGCUUUGGGCAGCGUGCGCCCUGGAGGAAGGAUGUGUAGCACCGAAGGAUACCACCCGCUACUGUGACGCCGACAUAUCAGAGAGAGUCAUGUCCGAUAGACUUAGCGGUGCAUGCCAUAGAUACGACCAGUCGGCCCUCGGUAUUAUUUUACGGCGACUGUACCACAAACAAAACGACUAUCCGCUCGUCGAGACGCCAUUUAAACUGACCACGAUACAACGCGACCGAGGCAUACCUUACUUUGUCUAGCGAGUACAAUGAAAGCGUUGAUUAUGGCGUUAUUAGAUAAAGUAUUUCCGUGAAGUUUAAAAGCAAU
Messenger RNA from Mya arenaria, 1151 nucleotides. RefSeq lists its product as uncharacterized. The coding region runs from base 17 to 1084 and encodes 355 amino acids. The transcript has 6 exons. The record is from RefSeq and is a predicted model, not a curated record. NCBI's taxonomy places the organism in Eukaryota, Metazoa, Mollusca, Bivalvia, Myida, Myidae.